Argentina anserina (silverweed cinquefoil) is the source of this 753-nucleotide messenger RNA. RefSeq names its product 26S proteasome non-ATPase regulatory subunit 8 homolog A-like. Lineage: Eukaryota; Viridiplantae; Streptophyta; Magnoliopsida; Rosales; Rosaceae. The transcript has a single exon. Gene Ontology annotation, biological process: proteasome-mediated ubiquitin-dependent protein catabolic process. Gene Ontology annotation, cellular component: nucleus; cytosol; proteasome regulatory particle, lid subcomplex. The record is from RefSeq and is a predicted model, not a curated record. Bases 1 to 753 code for a protein of 250 amino acids.
AUGGCUUCCCCGCAGCCGCCGCUACAAGAGGUGCACAUGAACUUUGUAAUCUUCAGAAUGUCGUAUGAACAGAAAGAUUACAAUGCAUGCAGCCAGCUCCUUCCCAAGCUCAAGGCCAUGCUGGCACAACUAAGAAGCCUCCCGCCCAUGUAUGAAGCUACACCUAAUGCAGCAGGAGAAUUAGCAGUAGCAAGGGACAUAUAUGAGCAUGCUGUUGUUAUUAGCUUGAAGACAGAGAAUGAGGAAGCAUUCGAGAGAGAUUUCCUUAAGUUGAAACAGUACUAUUACGCCGCGGUUGGUACCGGUAGCCUUCCACCGUCCCCUCAAGAGGACAUGAUCUUAGGUCUUAACCUGCUCAGGCUCCUUGUGCAGAACAGAACUGAGGAGUUCCACACCGAGCUUGAAAUGCUUGCAUGCCUGUCACCCACUGCAUUGGACAACCCUUGCAUCAAGGACGUCGUGGAGUUGGAGCAGUCUUUAAUGGAGGAGGGAGGAGGUUAUAUAAGUGUGUUGGAAGCUCGGCAGACAAUGCCAGAUGACAAUAGCACUUAUACUUACGCAAAUUAUUUCGUGGACCUUCUUCAAAAUACUAUCACAGAUCAGGGGAACAAAAAGAUCGAUGCUGCAGUGUUUAUUGAGAAGGUAAAGGAGUCGGCACCUUGCAAGGAGAUACCUUCGCUGCAGCUCAUCAAUCAAAUGCUCAGUCAUGCUACAAAGUUGGAUCAGAUCGAUGGCUCAGUCGUUCAGAGAUAA